Impatiens glandulifera is the source of this 729-nucleotide messenger RNA. Its product is annotated as trimethylguanosine synthase-like. Gene Ontology annotation, biological process: 7-methylguanosine cap hypermethylation; 7-methylguanosine RNA capping. Lineage: Eukaryota; Viridiplantae; Streptophyta; Magnoliopsida; Ericales; Balsaminaceae. The transcript is spliced from 5 exons. Bases 40 to 729 code for a protein of 229 amino acids. The record is from RefSeq and is a predicted model, not a curated record. Gene Ontology annotation, cellular component: nucleus. Gene Ontology annotation, molecular function: RNA cap trimethylguanosine synthase activity.
UUUGGCGAGAGAUAGGUUGAAGCUGCAAUCGACGAUUCCAUGAACGAGAAGAAGAAGAAGAUAGUGAUCGGUCGACUGAAGAAACGGAUUAAGAUCGCUAAAGGAAGAAGUAGAAAAGUGAGAUUCGAGACGAAGAAGAAAUCGAAAGAAGUAAAAUUAACUUUUAAUUCGAUUGAAAAGUACUGGUUCCAAAGAUACAAUCUAUUCUCGAGAUACGAUGAAGGAAUACAAAUGGACGAAGAAGGAUGGUUUUCAGUCACUCCUGAGGAUAUAGCCAUAAAACAGGCUGAUCGCUGCACCGGAUCUGUUGUUAUCGAUGCCUUCGCCGGAGUUGGCGGCAAUGCGAUUCAGUUCGCCAGAAAGUGUCAUCAUGUGAUUGCUAUCGACAUUGAUCCUCGAAAAAUAGAAUUGGCAAUCAAUAAUGCUAAGAUAUAUGGUGUUGAAGACUGUAUUGACUUCAUUGUUGGCGAUUUUUUCCAACUUGCACCAUUUCUAAAGGGAGAUGUUGUGUUUCUUUCACCACCAUGGGGAGGUCCAUCAUAUAAAGGGAUUCACAACUUCACUCUCGAUCAAUUGAAGCCAAAAGAUGGCCGAUCAUUGUUUCAAGUUUCACAAUCGAUAACUCCUAAUAUCAUCAUGUUCCUACCUCGGAAUGUGGAUUUAGGUCAAGUGGAGGAGCUUUCAUGGCUAUCUUCUCCUCCUUUAAAUAUCGAGGUAGAAUUAUACUAA